UCUCAUUCAGCGAGUCGGCGGGCGUUGAGUUUGAGUGCGAAGUGCGGUGCGCGUCGAGUCAGCGAGCGUUGAGCAGCAGCAACAACACGGCGACAGCAGCAGCAGCAACAGCGGCAACACCACCAACUAGCAACUAGCAACACCAACGGCAGCAACACAAGCGAGCGGUUCCGGUUCGCGUUUUCGAGUGGCGUCUGAAACGGCGAAAAAAGCAUAGAGUAGCCCGAAAAAAAGAACCGUCGGAAAAACAGGGCCCCACAAAAAUGAAGCCCUUUCACUAAAAGUCCCCAAAUUGAAUCCUCCUCCCGUUUCGCUGGUCUCACAAUUUGGAAACGUGGCAUGGCAACCACCACGUCACCCGGCCCCACAAGGACAACCAAUAAAGUUUCCAUACCACUAGCAGCAACAUCCGGGAUUUCAGGGAGCGGCGAAUCCCCCGGAGCAAUCAUGCCCAUGGCCGCCGUGCCAUUGCCGUCGCAUCUGCAACUUUUGGGCAGUCCCGCCGGAGGCGUCGGCCAGCCGUCGGCAAUCACGCCCGUUUCCCCCACGGCAGCGGCCACAGUUCUUGCCCAGCCACACAGCUUGAGUCCCUCCACGCCCAUCCUGACCCAGGUGACGCCCCCAGCUCCGGCGAUGGGCGGCCUCUUCUGCGGAGGCAGUGCACCAGCGGGAGGACCAGGAGCUGCGGGGGCGGCGGCAGCGGCGGCGGCCACAAAUCUCAACGCCCUGGCCUCCCAGCAUCGACUACUGGAGCUGUCCCGCUUCGGACUAAGGGGAUAUGAUCUGGCCCAGCAUAUGCUAUCCCAACAAGGAGCUGUAUCCAAGCUGCUGGGUACCUUGCGACCACCGGGCCUAAUUGGCGGCUCCAAGCCCAAGGUGGCCACCCCGACUGUAGUCUCCAAGAUCGAGCAGUACAAGCGCGAGAAUCCGACGAUCUUCGCGUGGGAAAUCCGCGAGCGACUGAUCACCGAAGGUGUCUGCACUAAUGCCACGGCUCCCUCGGUGAGCAGCAUCAAUCGAAUAUUGCGGAACCGAGCUGCGGAAAGGGCUGCGGCAGAGUUUGCCCGGGCGGCGAGUUACGGCUAUGCCAUUCAUCCCACGCAUCCGCAUCCGUACACCAGCUUCCCCACGUGGCCGACGCAUCAUCCUCUUUGGGGAGCCGUCCCCAUGCCCGCCGCAGCUGGUGGAUCGCUGCAGCCAGGCGGAAGUGGCAGUAGUUACGGCAGCGACAAUGGCAACAUGAGCUCAAAUCCCAACAGCAGCAACAGCAACACCGCCAACAGCAACGGCAACAACACCACCAGCGGCAGUGCCUGCGGAGACAGCAGUGCGGGCAGUGGACGCCUCUCCUUGCCGGCACUUUCUCCGGAUUCAGGGAGCAGGGAUAGCCAUAGCCGCUCCCCGGACGCGGAAGCCAAUAGGAUGAUAGACAUCGAGGGCGAGGACAGUGAGUCGCAGGACAGCGACCAGCCGAAGUUCCGGCGCAACCGCACCACCUUCAGUCCGGAGCAGCUGGACGAGCUGGAGAAGGAGUUCGACAAGUCGCACUAUCCCUGUGUGAGCACCCGCGAGAAACUGGCCGGUCGGACGGCCUUGAGCGAGGCCAGGGUUCAGGUUUGGUUUUCCAACAGACGAGCGAAAUGGCGGCGCCACCAGCGGGUCAACUUGCUCAAGCAGCGCGACUCGCCCUCGACAUCGAGCUCACCCAGUCCGGUGGUUGCGGUGGCUCCAGUGGCUCCAGCUACAGUUCCAGCUGCCGAAUCUGGCCAGCAGAAGCAGCCAUAUCCAUACAGCCACAUCAAGAGUACAGGGAGCAGCAGCAGCAACAUCUGCAACAGCAGCAACAUGAGCAGCUGCAGCAGCAACCACGUGGCAGAGCCACCACCAGAGGCACUAGUGGUGCGUCCAACUGCCUCACCCACAGCAUCAGUUCCAUUAUCAAUGGGCGGUGAGAACAGCGCCUUCCGAGCUUUGCCCAUGACCUUGCCCUCGGCUUCGGCGGCGGCCUUUGCCCUCAGUUUCGCCCGCCAGUACAUAGCCAAAUAUAUGGGCACGCCCAUGAAUCUGGGCCACAAUCCUGGCCCGAAUCGGGAUCAGAAUGAGUCCGGGGAUGAGGAGGAGGAGGUAAUCAACGUGGAGCACGACGCCGAGUGACCAUUUUUCCUAUCGCUUUAAAUCGAGAAUUUAGUGCAAUUUUUACUUAAUUUAUUCAGUUUGUAGCACCGUUUUCAAACCGCGUGCUGAGUACAAAUAAAAUCGAAACGAUGACAUGCGUGCGAUAA
Drosophila takahashii is the source of this 2282-nucleotide messenger RNA. The record is from RefSeq and is a predicted model, not a curated record. Lineage: Eukaryota; Metazoa; Arthropoda; Insecta; Diptera; Drosophilidae.